Olea europaea var. sylvestris is the source of this 2989-nucleotide messenger RNA. RefSeq names its product protein FRIGIDA-ESSENTIAL 1. NCBI's taxonomy places the organism in Eukaryota, Viridiplantae, Streptophyta, Magnoliopsida, Lamiales, Oleaceae. Gene Ontology annotation, molecular function: metal ion binding. The coding region runs from base 35 to 1774 and encodes 579 amino acids. The transcript has 7 exons. The record is from RefSeq and is a predicted model, not a curated record.
UUUGGGUUUCUUCCUUGUAGAUUCUAGCCGAGUUAUGGAGCCUGAAGGGCAUGAAGAGCACUUAACAUCAGGUUCUGUGACUCCAGGAAUCCCGAUUGCAAAUCCACAAGGGAUCCUUACCAUAGAAGAAAGUAGUGGCAAUUUCAUAAUUUCCGAGUCAAGUGAAACAAGACAUAAGAAGGAACCAUGUGACAAUGGAGAAAGAACCUCAAAGGAUAGCAAUCAAACAGCUUUGUGUGGCAGCGAGGGGAUUAAUGAAUUAAAUACUAAAUCUUCUGCUGGAUUUAUUGCUACAUUAUCCGUGGUUGAUAAUUCAAGGAAGAAGGUUAACAUUGACAAUAUCGAGGAAAAUGUUCAUACUUCUGUAGAGGCUGCUGAGAACAUAAAGCAAAUGUCAUCGAGGUUGGAUGCUCCGCAGAUUAGACCUAGACAUUUGUCCUCUACUGCAGAGUUUAGUGCCGAGGCUAAAAGACCAAGGAUUAUAUGUGAGUUUCAUGCCAAAGGGUGGUGCAUCAAAGGAAAUUCUUGUAGAUUCCUUCAUAUAAAGGAGGGAGAUUUAGAAACGGCGAAGAAAGAAAGUGAAUUUUUGGCUGUGGAAGAGGCACUACUGAGAGAUGAGAAUGAUUUCGCUGUUGCAGCUCCUUCUGUGGCACAUUUUCCAACACAGGAAAGUGGAGAAAAACCGAAGUUGAAUAGCGAGAAGUAUAGCCAUUAUGCUUCUCCACUGGUCAUGUACAGUUCUUCAAAUUAUAGGAAUACCGCAUUACAUGGAGAUUUCUCUAGUUGCUAUAGCAUAUCAUCUGAUAAUUAUCGAAGCACUGGAAUCUCCUCUUAUGGGACAAGUAUAGAGGGAACGACUGAUCAGAAAAGCCAGUUUUUAUCCCGUGACCAUAUCUCGCGAGGCUUAAGCUAUUCUCUUUCUAGGCCACCAUUCUCUUUUAGUUCAUCCUCUUGGAAUACUGAUGCACUUCCGACCCUGAAGCUUUUGGAAAGCAGUAGGCAGCAUCAUGUUUCUUUAUCAUCCUCUUUUCGGCGAAGCUCUUUGUCAUUUUCUGGUUCCGAGUCAAAAAGUCUUUCUCAAAACAAUGUUUUCAGCGACGCAGACCACUCAUAUGGCUACAAAACUAAUAUAUCUUCUGAUGAUUGGGAGCCGUCUGUUCCUUUCCGCCCAUCGCAUUCUAUUACCCAGAAGUUAUUAUUUCAAGAAAACCAAUACGAUCCCAUUCGUCAUAGCAUUGAGCAAACCGUUGUUGGAGAUGGGCUCUUAAAAUCUCCUUAUUCUGAUCAAAGGGCAUCUAAUAAGAACACACAAUUGCAGUCGAACAAUUCACAAGAAGAUGAGAACCUUUUGAAUUCUGUACAUGUUAAAGAUAUCAAAAAAGUGUCUACAUCAAACUCUGGUUCUAGACUGGAAGGUGAUGGGUCAAGGAAUAAGACAGAACCAAAAGUAGAGGAAGUUAGCCAAAACAAUGAACAUGACAUUGACAUGAAGACAAAUGGACAUGUGCAGAAAGUAUCAAAAACCUUGAAAAGUUUUCAAAAUGCACUUGUGGAAUUUGUAAAAGAAUUGGUGAAACCAACUUGGCGCGAGGGACUUUUAAGCAGGGAUGCUCAUAAAUUGAUAGUUAAGAAGGCAGUUGACAAGGUUCUUAGUACAAUGCAGUCUGACCAAAUUCCUAGCACGGAUGAAAAUAUUAAUUUAUAUCUUUCUGUGUCUCAGCCAAAAAUUGCGAAGCUAGUUGAGGGAUAUAUUGAUAAGUAUGGGAAAUCUUGACGUGGCUGAUUUGCUAGGCUUUGCACCUUAUCUUAUAUUUUCUCCAAACUGGGAGUUUCAGGCCUGUCUUUGCUUGCCCACCAUGCCUUCGUCUGAAGGCUUAGCUGGGACUCAUGAAAUGCUUGAAAUUUGUUUGAGGUUUCGUGUUUUAUGGAUAGAACUUUAAUCCCUUUUGUACAUGGGAGUAAUUAUAAUUUCUAUUUUUAAUUUCUAUUUUUAUGCUCUAAUUAAUUGAGCUUACUAAGCAAUCUUUGGUUACAUGCUUAACUUUGCAAAUAGAAUGAAGGUUGCAAUACUUCUGUGCUAACUUACAUAAGAAGUCACUGCGAAUUGUUUUUGUGAGAACUGCAUUUAAUUUUCUGCAUUCGUCAAGUUUAGGAUAUGACAUUCUAUAGUUAUCGGAUGUAGAGACUAUUAUUGACUGAUGUUUGCUUGCUCUCAAAACCUGAAGUUUUUUAUCCUGACCCUGUUAAUGGUUGUUGAAUUUAAUGGUCCAUAUCGAUCGUUGGUGUUGCAAGCUUCAUGAUAAAUUGUUGGUUGUGGUUUUUAAUCUCUUAUCGCUUGUUAAUUAUAUAUCUCAAUGAGCGUUGCUCACAUCUCUGCGUGGUUAGUGGUAUAUCCUUCCUUUUUGAAUGCAGUGACAAGUUUUUACGAUAGAAACAAGGCCAACAUAAAAUAUGUUUCCUCAAGGUUCUGUAGGAACUGAUACAAUAUGAGAAGAGGAAAUAAGAUCAAGAAGAUUUUAAAAUUGCUGCUUUUAGCCCAGGACCUGACCAUCAGAAAAUGAUUUACAGCUGAAAGUUAGUUGAUUAAUAUCCAAUUGUUGAGCUCAACUCAGUGCAUCAAAAUUCAGUCUCAGUUCUUUUUUCUGCAUUUUGGCUGCCGGUUUGGGAAGGGGUUUUGGAAGUGAUUUCCGCAGUCGAUUUGUUGGGUGUUGGUCUUUUAUAUAUACAAGGCCACCAAAAGAGAGUGAUUUACUCGAGGCAAUAUCUGCAGUGACGUCUGGGGCCAUUUUGUUUGACAUCCUUUGUUUGACAUCUUGGUUGCAAUGAUUUCUGUGACAGGUUCUUUCAUGGAUGGUGCUGGUCGAACAACUCGGCAGUCUCUGCACGGGGUGGCAAAUGACUGGAAAAACCUUUGGCUAAAUGAUUGUCUCGAGGGGCACUUCUCAUUUGUUUUAUAUUUUACUUCCAUAAUUUGUUUCUUAUUGGAAUU